Messenger RNA from Rhizoctonia solani, 747 nucleotides. Its product is annotated as ARM domain-containing protein. Bases 1 to 747 code for a protein of 248 amino acids. The transcript is spliced from 4 exons. NCBI's taxonomy places the organism in Eukaryota, Fungi, Basidiomycota, Agaricomycetes, Cantharellales, Ceratobasidiaceae. The record is from RefSeq and is a predicted model, not a curated record.
AUGCUCAAGGGGAUGGUUGAGACUACUGAAGAAUGGCCACCGAAUGAAGACGAUGAAGACGAAAAUGAAUGCGAAGAGGACAAAAUUCAAACCAGGCCCAUAGCUGUGAAAGAGUUCAUAUUUGCGACAAAACCGGAUUUAUUCGAACACCUGAUAGGGCUCUCAGAUGACCAAAGUGAAAGUGCCGAUGAAGACGCCUCCCUCGUGCCAUUAAUUGAACGACUCCUUGUGCUUUCAUUCCGAGAGGAUUUGGAUGACGACCCAGUUAGUCGUGCAUGGGGAUCAGUGGCGAGGUACCCUAUCGCAGAAUUGUUUUACCCCGAUCUCGAAGCUCAGGCUUCACACGAAGCAAUGUCAAAGGCCUUUGCAGCAAAAAUCAAGUCAUUUAAUGUUCUAACCCCGGAGCUAAAGGCCGACGAAAUGGACGAAGAUCUUAGGAACGAGCAAAGAGCACUUAUCAAUGGCUUGCACAAUUCAACGCCGAUACAAACGAGUUCGGGCCAGGUGCCCCUGUCGUUCUUGGAAGCUCCUUGCUAUGCUGCGGACAACGGUAUUGAAGAUUUAGAGGAGGCAGUCGGUUAUUCCAGGAAGUAUGUUCCAUUCUUCCUAUCUGCGAUUGUGCCCAGUGCGAGCGAGAGUAUUCUAAAUGCCGUUGGGGAAGCACUUGCUGUCGGAUUGAUCGACCUGGCCGACAGCUACGCGAUGGAAUAUCUACUCCCGAACAAGUCGAGAAGAUUGUCCAGCUAG